Messenger RNA from Penicillium waksmanii, 420 nucleotides. RefSeq lists its product as uncharacterized. The transcript has 2 exons. The record is from RefSeq and is a predicted model, not a curated record. Lineage: Eukaryota; Fungi; Ascomycota; Eurotiomycetes; Eurotiales; Aspergillaceae. The coding region runs from base 1 to 420 and encodes 139 amino acids.
AUGGCCACACCAUCGACAUCCUCCGAUGCCUCGUCAUCCAAUACCGCUCCCAAAAAGUUCAACCUGCGGAACCCACUUCCCCUCACAGCUCCUCAGGAGCAAGAAGUGAAAGCGCUCUACUACAAGCGUGUACGAGGCUACUGCGCCCCCGAGAUCAAGGCUUUUGCUGAAUGCGCCGUCAAUCGCACCGUUACUGCCACUUGGGUCUGCCGUCAACAACGGCUAACCAUGAACUCCUGCAUGCUAGCCCACGCUACCCGAGAGGAGGAAGAUCGCGCACGCGAGGAGUGGUUCUCAACGUAUCCUGACCGACGCCGUGUCCGCGAUGAAGAAUUAGCACGCGUCGAGAAGCGCCGCGAGGAGGUGAUUCGGAUGAUGCGGGAAGAUGAGCGGAAACAAAAAGAAGCCAAAGAGAGGUGA